ACCACACCCACCACCACCAGCUCUACGCUCGUUCGCUUCCGUUCCCACUCUGUGCCAGUCUCGAUCUCGGGGUUUGAUUUCUACAGCUACCUCCAUCCGCCAGGCGAAGGAAAGCAGGCUUCUUGUUGUUUCUAGUUCGAUCGAAGCCCUCGUUGAAUGGAGAGUGAGAGGAGAGUGGAUCCCGAUUGCGUCAAUGCCUCUAAUCCCUUCCAUGUUUGUGCGGACUACUGCGCGCAGCGAGCUCGUGGAUUGAUGUCUGGCAACACCGGGACGAAAUUAGCUCAUAAAGGUGGUAAACGCAGCGAAGGGAUUGUAUUUGCAAACCGAAUUGUCGACCCUUCGUGUCCCAACGCAUCUAACCCAUUCCAUGAGUGUGCGGACUACUGCUCGCGAAGAAAUUCCAUGGUGAAUAGGAACUACGAGGUGAAGAGAUCAGGUCUCCUUUCUUUUCAGAUUCGGAAAUGGAUGCAAAAUUCCAUGAGAAACUCAGCUCAAAACCGAGGGAGUCUGAAAAAGCUUCAAGCGACUGUCUUUGCAGGAAGAAACGUAGAUCCUUCAUGCCCAAAUGCAAGCAAUCCAUUCCAUGAGUGCGCAGAGUAUUGCAAUAAUAAAAAGGCUGAUGUGAGAACAGAAAAUAAGAAAAAACCAGUGAAAAGUAUAUCAAAGUUGGAAGACAAUAGGAUGGUGGAUCGUAAAUGUGUCAAUGCAUCUAACCCCUACCAUGUGUGCACCGAGUACUGCAUCAAGAAGAGUAAAGAAAUAAGGCAUGAGAAAGAAAGUAAAUCGGUGGUAGUUCAGAAUAUGGAGAAGCAUAAAGAGUAUCUAGAGACAGCAAUUGCAGAAAGAAAUACAGAUCCCUUAUGCCCAAAUGCAUCCAAUCCUUACCAUCAGUGUGCAGAGUACUGCCCUUCAAGACAAAAUGGGGAGAAGAUAUCAGUUGUCAAGAAUUCGGAGAUUUAUGAAGAGGAAGGAGAGAUUAUAGUGGUGGUAGAUGAUGUGGAUCCAUCAUCCCAAUACACGUCCAACCCAUACAUUCCAUCAAUCCUCUCCACAAAAGACAUUGAAAUUAUAGGACAAAAUGGGAUGAUUAGCAAAAUGAGGUUCACUUAUACUAAAGCAUAAGCAACAGCAAAUAUGUCGGAGGAAAAGUCUGGAGUUGUCACAGGUUGCAGCAAGCAACUCGAACACCAAAGAGGCCAAGUCAAAUAACUGAUAUUGUUCAAUUUUUUCUGGGGCAAGUUAUCAGUUUUUGUUUUUCCCCUGGGGGCUGGGGGGAGUAAUUGUUUUAUCCCCCUAACAGAUGCAACUUCCUAACCUUUAAAUCGUUGUGACCAGAUACAUUGUAGACUGUCGUUUGGCAUUUAUUUGUUUGCUGGUUUUCUGUACUA
Molecule: messenger RNA, 1388 nt
Organism: Zingiber officinale
Lineage: Eukaryota; Viridiplantae; Streptophyta; Magnoliopsida; Zingiberales; Zingiberaceae
Exons: 7
Coding region: 157-1122 (321 amino acids)
Cellular component (GO): catalytic step 2 spliceosome; post-mRNA release spliceosomal complex; Prp19 complex
Source: RefSeq, a predicted model, not a curated record